This is a messenger RNA of Lithohypha guttulata, 942 nucleotides long. RefSeq lists its product as uncharacterized. The record is from RefSeq and is a predicted model, not a curated record. Bases 1 to 942 code for a protein of 313 amino acids. Lineage: Eukaryota; Fungi; Ascomycota; Eurotiomycetes; Chaetothyriales; Trichomeriaceae. The transcript is spliced from 2 exons. Gene Ontology annotation, molecular function: oxidoreductase activity.
AUGGCGAAGACAUUGUCCAGAGUUGUACUCAUAGGUGCUUCGGGCACAGUAGGAUCCAACAUUUUAAAAGCCCUUCUUGAAGACCCGACAGACAAGUUCACCAUAAGCGUAUUGUGCAGACCCAGCUCAACAGCAACGUUCCCUGAACAUAAUAGCCUCAAAGUGGUUAAGACAGCCUUAGACGACCUUGACUCUCUGACCAACAUCUUCAAGGACCACGACGCAAUCAUUCACGCCUCUGCAAUCCCAAGUCUGCCAUCACAAUAUGUUAUGAUUAAAGCUGCCGCGCAAGCAGGCAGCCCUAAACGCUUCAUCCUCAACGAAUUCGCAAACUCAUACGACCAGCCUGGUCUGCCCGAGCUCGAACAGUUUCGCACUCCCAAACGGGAGAUCCUCGACGUAGCGAAGCAGACGGCUCUUGAGACGAAUGGCGCCUUCUCAUGGACAGGUCUUGCGACGGGCAACUUCCUAGAUUAUGCGUUGGUCAAGUACCCUCAGAUCGGGGUGGAUAUCAGGAACCGCAAGGCACGACUGAUCGAUGGUGGGGAGGAGAGGUUCAGCGCGACUAUCCUGAAGGAUAUUGGGACCGCAGUGAGAGGCAUCUUGCGCAGGCCGCACGAGACGAGGAACCGAAUGUGUCAUGUUAGAAGCGUGGAGACGUGUCAGAGAGAAAUACUGGGUGUUUGUCAAAGGGAGCUUAGGGAGAUGGGAGACCCUUGGGAUGUGGAAAGUGUGGAUGGGAAGGAGAUGUAUGAGAGGGGCAGAGAGGCUUUUGCUAGAGGGGAGAGGAAUGGUAUGGUCGAUAUUUUGGUUGCGCAGCUAUUUCAGAGAGGUGCGAAGAGGUCGAUCGUGGUGGAGAGGGAGGAAAGCGAUAACGAUUUGCUUGGAGUUCGGGAGAAGAGUAUAGAGGAGGUUGUGAGGGAGGUGUUGAAGAACUUCUAG